Molecule: messenger RNA, 1403 nt
Organism: Triticum aestivum (bread wheat)
Lineage: Eukaryota; Viridiplantae; Streptophyta; Magnoliopsida; Poales; Poaceae
Product: F-box protein At2g02240
Exons: 4
Coding region: 216-986 (256 amino acids)
Source: RefSeq, a predicted model, not a curated record
AAAAAUAUGGAACACAGUAAGCUAAGUCUCCAUUGAAAUUUCAUUGUUUAGUCAGAGAAAUCAUUCAUCCAUGUAUCUGAUUGUAUCAAUUUUCAUGCAGGGGAUACACCGCACCAGAGUACACAAACAAUGGGGAAUUUACUAUCAAAUCAGACAUAUAUAGUUUGGGUGUUUUAAUAGAAAACAUACUAAAUAAUGGACAACACACGAUAUCCAUGGAUGAUACACUGGGCAAGUGGAGUGGAAGGUUGGACCAGCUCGAUGCAUCUGAGAAGCACACACAACUGGAACAAGUGAGAGCAUGCAUCGACAUAUCAAAAAGGUGCAGACAACAUGAACCAGAGAGUAGACCUGUUACACAGGAUAUCCUCGGUUCCCUUGGUGUUGACACUUCUUCCUUACCGGUAUCGGUACAGCCGCAGGCAUCAAUCACAGGCAUGGAGUCAAUGGUGCAGGCCGAGCCAUCAUUGGAGGGAGAAACCGGCCGCACGUCCAAGAUGCUUCAAUCGGAAUCGUUGCUGAUUGCCAACAACAAGCCCCGUCACUGGAGAUGGAUAUCCCUCCCAGAUUCCAGGUUUGCCAAGUAUGCGGAGCUCCUGAGUGUGUACUUCCUCGCGAUCAGCGGAGAGGUCUCACCAGCAGACCUUUGCGCCGGUGCAAGCUACACCGUUUACCUAGUGUACAAGCUGGCGAGCAGCUCCUGUGGCUUGAGAGGUUUCGUGCAGACGUCGUCGCUUAGGCUCCACGGGGAGCAUACCGUCGCCACCAGCAAGGUUAGCCUCGGCCAGGAAGCGUGCGCAUCGGACAGCGAUGUUACCUACCCUGUCCCGAGGAGCGAUGGCUGGUUGGAGCUUAAGCUGGCGGAGUUCACAAAUGAUGACGAGAUGCGACAAGAGAAGGGGGUGAUCGUGGAUCUCCGUGAGGAGAACGUCGCCGUGGAGAAGAGAGGACUCAUCGUGGAGGGCAUGGAGUUCAGGAGCAAUUAGCUGUGCUCAUGUCAUUUGUGGCCAUGCUAUUCAGGGAUUUGAUAUGUAAUAAGCCCAGCUUGGCAAACAUACAUUCAUGUUAGUCUCAAAUCACGUAAAUUUCUUACUGUUAAACCAAAAGCAUUAUGUUCUACUUGUAUUUUCUUAUAUUUAGAUUUUUUUUUCUUGUAAGCACAUGAACACUUGUUCAGAUGAACUUGAACAAUUUUUUCAAUACACAAACAUCAUUUUGUUUUAAGUUCUACCAACCAUUUCUGUCACAUAUAAGAACAAAUUCCAAAUAAAGACAUGAUUCUUGUAAUAUCCACAUGGUUUUUUUUUCUUAUUUUUGAUAUAGCUUACAAUUCAUGCCGAAUAGUACAUGAAUAACUUUUUGCGACACAUGAAUGAAUCUUUUGAAAUAUAAUAAUAUAUAUU